Molecule: messenger RNA, 829 nt
Organism: Durusdinium trenchii
Lineage: Eukaryota; Dinophyceae; Suessiales; Symbiodiniaceae
Source: the annotation of a GenBank genome assembly
AUGGCCAACAAUGCGGCUUGGAAGACAUCCGAGCGGAGCGAGGCCAAGUGCAUUUUCAUCGAUUUGGGCGCAGCUGAUGGCAACACCUUCGCCAAGUUCAUUGAGACACUUGGGCGGCAGCUUUUGGGGGGGAUCAUUCAGUCUUCCAUCGUCACCCCGAUCCAAGCUCGAUGGUAUGGUCGCUGCUGCAGUCGGGGCGCCGAAGCCUUGAACUCGCACCUUGAGACUGGGGGGAGCGAAGAAGAAGAGAACGACUAUGGCCCAGUGAAGAACUGUCCCAAUGGCAAGUGGGAAGCCUACCUUGUGGAGGCCAAUCCACAGUUCACCAAGGAGUUGAAGGCCUUAGAAGAGAACUUCCCCGGUCAGGUUCAUUCCUUGGCAGAACAUGCCGCCUUCUCCUGCGAGGGUACCACCAGCUUCUUUAUCGACGUGGACGCCAGCCACAACCACUGGGGCUCCAGUCUCUACGGCGACGCUCCCGAUGCGGUGAAGAGCGGCAAGGUCCAAGUCACGGUACCCAUGAUCAACAUCGUCCAGUUGAUGCUCGGGCAUGGAUUAAGUCUAAGUUCAUUCUAUGGUUGUUCUGAAAGGUGCCAAUGUUAGCUGAUGCUCCCAAAUGCAUUGCAAGAUCUCAAGUGCCUGCGCAAGCCUCGCCAUCGCAUGCCUCGUGAGUGCGUGCUACACGUGUUCUCCGUUCGGAACCCGAGCAUCUCAUGGCGAGGGGGGCGGGCUCGGCGGGCUCUCCUCAUGCGGCAGAGCUCUGCUGCCAAGUUGACGAACCCUUUGGGCAGCGUGUUCAGGUGUCCUUCUUUACCGUGCACAACAAGAC